AUGUCAAAUUUAUCAUCCGAAGAGAAGCAGAAAUUUGCUCAGUUAAAAGAGGUGACAAACUUUGAUGAUGAAACUGAAAGGGACAAGGUAUUGAGAUUAUUGGAGGUGUGCAAUUGGAAUCUCGACCGGGCCUGUGCCCGGUAUUUUGAUAACGAUUUUCCGUCUUUGUUAGAUGAUCGCACUUCCAAUGAUAUUUCUCAUGAGGCUACACAAAUGUUUUCUCCACCCACUAGAGAUAGUUCACAUAUCCAGUUUAGAGAAGCUGGUUCAGCGGAUUCACCAUUUUCAAUUGAUCAGAUGAACUUUGAUGGACGCCUACUUGAUAUUAUUCCGAAACUUCCUAGGGCAAUGACAAUUGCCAACAAAUGGAAGUUAAACCUUGGCGUUGCACACCCCCAAUUAAAUGGCCGUGAUGGAGGAUUCUCAAUUUUCACCCCCAUUGUAUUUGUGCUUAUGGUUAUUCCUAAAUUGCUUUGGGCACUUGGUUGGGGACUUGAUCGCAUGUUAGGAAGUACUUUUCCGAAAUUGUUUCAUUUCCUUGGAUUUAGGGAUGGUCCAGGUGAUUUCCCGUUAAAGCCAAUGCACCAGACAAAGGAGGAAAUUUCUACGUAUAACGUCAAGGACUAUAUCGAUAAUACUUUGGGAGAAACUUCUGAUUUACAUAUUUUCAAAGGGGAAUUUAACGAAGCGUUUGCCGAUGCUAAAGGUGGUCUGAAAUGGAUGAUGUGCAUCCUUAUUGAUUCUCAAUCCGAUGUUUCGAGGAAAUUUAUCAAAACAUAUUUAAAUGACUCGCAUUUUUUGGAACUUUUGAAGAAGCAUGACGUUAUACUAUACAUUGGUGAUGUUCAGUACCCUGAGCCACAUGAAGUUGGGAGUACAUAUCGGGCAUAUUCUAUCCCUUAUUUGAAUAUUAUUGGUAAUGUUUCAUCAUCUGAUAUUUCUGCGCCAUCAAUGUCAAUUGUGUUCAAAUGUCAAUCAUUUGGAAAAGAUUCAAAGCAAACACCAGAAGGACGUCGUAAGUAUUUCCGCAGAAUGAACCGUGUAUUUGAUAGAUACGAACCACAAUUAGUGGCUCAAAGAGCAGAUAAGGAAGAGGCUGAGUUUGCAAGGGUAUUAAGAGAACAGCAAGAUUCGGCAUACCAAAAGUCAUUGUUAAGAGACGAAAAGAAGCAUGCUGAGAAAGAGAAGAGGCUUAGAGAAGAGCAGCAGAAAAAUGAAGAAGUUAAAAGGAUUGAAGAAGCCAAAGAACUUGAAGCGAAACAGAGAAAGGCUUUCCUUUUGAGAUACAUCAGAGAGAAAUAUACAAGAGACACAACAACAUGGAAAGCGGGAAGUUAUGCUAGAAUACAGAUUAGAGACGAUAAAGGCAAAAGAAAUGUUUGGAAAUUUGACAAGAACGAUACCACGUACGAUUUAUUUAUGUUUGUGGAAACAUCCAGGUACCUGUUUCAGUUGGCCAAAGAAACCGGAAAGGACGAGGGUGAAGUUAAAGCUAUAAUACAGUCUGAGAACGUCCCACAAAUAGACACCAGAGAUUAUCAGCUAUCGUUUACAUUUGAUUUGAUUUCACCUCUGAAUCGUUUGAGACUCACGGCAGAUAGGCAGAAACUCAUACAUACUUGCGAUUACUUAUGGCCAAACGGGUCAUUACUUGUUGAGAAGGCGGAUGAUGAGUCAUCUGACAAUACAGAUUCAACCACUGCAGAGGAUGACUGA
Molecule: messenger RNA, 1716 nt
Organism: Brettanomyces bruxellensis
Lineage: Eukaryota; Fungi; Ascomycota; Pichiomycetes; Pichiales; Pichiaceae
Exons: 1
Coding region: 1-1716 (571 amino acids)
Cellular component (GO): endoplasmic reticulum
Molecular function (GO): ubiquitin binding
Source: RefSeq, a predicted model, not a curated record